This is a messenger RNA of Lutzomyia longipalpis, 2652 nucleotides long. RefSeq lists its product as uncharacterized. NCBI's taxonomy places the organism in Eukaryota, Metazoa, Arthropoda, Insecta, Diptera, Psychodidae. The record is from RefSeq and is a predicted model, not a curated record. The transcript is spliced from 2 exons. The coding region runs from base 62 to 1117 and encodes 351 amino acids.
AAAUUUAGUUCUGUGCCUUCUCUUGUGCGUGGUGGUGGACCUUUAAUAAAAGUGCGUGGCAAUGAAUUUCUUUCUGAUGGAUGAAUUGGUGUCCUUUGUCCUGCGGAAAAGGAGCAAUCGCACCACACAACGUCCAAAAGCAACAAUUUUCAAUAUUCCCGUUGAGGAUGUUUUCAUCCCCCUCAUUGCACCCCAUCUUCGUAUUGUGGACAUUAUGAAUUUUGGAGCAUGUUCCCGGCAAUGCCAAGAAAUUGCCACGCAGAUGAUGGCAAAAUACGAGAGUAUACAUAAAGAUUCACGACGGCCCGAAGGAAGGUGGAAUGUGGAGAGAGCGAUCAAUUGUACGAAUUUGCGUGAGAUCUCACUGUGGUUUGAGAGAUCCCUCACGGAUGAACUUUUCACGGAGCUCAUCAAGAAUAAUCCCAAAGUGCACACGGUGAAGUUGAUAAAGUGCAAAAGGAUCACCCCAAAGGGCCUCAAUGCCCUCCUACGUGCCAGACAUCUGCGCACAUUGGAGCUUAUGAAUAUCAACUGUGAUGAUGAAUUUCUCAUCAAAUUGGCGGAUUGCAAUAGGAAAUUGACCAAUUUGCGACUCUCCUGCAACUUCCAAAUGACCACCAAUACUCUCGUAACGUUCUUCAUGAAUCAACCGCGUCUAGAGUACGUUAUGCUGCGUAACGAAGGAUAUGUCUCCUUGAAAGAGAUUGUCCAAACAAUUGUAGAAACAGCACGGAAUAGCUUACGUAUUAUCAUGAUAAAGGAUCCCGCAAAGACUCUAGGAAAGACGGUCCUUGAAUCUGCCUCCUUAACCUGCCCUAACAUGAUCUUCUAUCUCUAUGAGAGUCAUGCACUUAAAGAAAUAAGCAAAGGUAUACUCGCCAAUCGACCUGUAAACGAUGAAGAUGAUAUAUUCUGGAUGAAUGGCAUCAAUAACUAUGGAACGUGCUUCCAGUUAAUACUUAAUUCUGAUCGACUUGCUCAGAGACGAGCAGCAGCUAUAAGAAGAUUGCAACUCAACCCUAAUUUGGAGACAAUCAGGGAUAAUCGCAGACUGAUGUAUCCGCCGUCACGAGAUCUUCGUAGCUUAUACGAGGAAUGCAGAUGUAUUAUUCAGUAAAUAUAUACAUACAUAGCAAGUAGGUACAUAUUACAGGUUGGACGAUAAAAUACUGAAUAACUAAGUUAGCGAGUUUGAGACCUUAAGGCAAUAAACCUUAAAGUUUUUUUCUUUUUGAAUGGAAAGGAGAAGUUUAGGGAAAUGAGAUUUAUUGAGAAGAAUUUCUUGGCCUAUAUCGGACCUCUUAAUGUACCUACCUCUUAACGAUAAACCUGCUAAUGAAGAAAAUUUUAAGGAAUAAUUAUUUUUACAAUUUUUGACUACUCAGGUCAGGCAAGAGUUUAAGGAGAACCCUAAAUAUCUAUUUUACCAUCCCACAACUUCUGAAACGUCUUUGGGCCAUUUAUUUGGGAGACUUUUUUCCUUAACCCUUAUCUAACCUUAUUGACCCUGGUAAAGGUCCUGAACCUAAAAUCUGGGAAAAUUAUGUGAAAAGUGAUGAAGAAAAAAAAACUACAUAUUAGUACAGUUUAGGCUCUAGCUGCUACAAGUUUUGAAAUUCUUCUGACUUUAGUUUCUUUUUUAAUCUUGACCUAAUUUGUUUAAUGUUAGAUUAGAUUUUUAUAAUGUUAGACCUCUAAGAUUUUAAACUUAGGUCAAGCUUUUGAGCUGAAUGUAUUUUUUAUUGGAUAAUUUUGUACUAAUUUCAUUUUUGGGUAUCUAAGUUUGUGAAGAUCAUCUAAAAAUCCAUUCAACCCUGAUUUUUUAGCCUGAUCUAACCUUAUAACCCUAAAAGUUUAAUCUCUCCUUAAUGUUUUCUAAAACAAAUGCAAAUUUUUAAAUUUUUCAUCUAAAUUUUCCUUUAUUCCGCUAAAGGUUAUCUCAACGUAUUUAAGAGAAAUGAAGGAUUAAACACUAAAAUUAACCUUUGAUCAACGAUUUUGUAAGAUUUUAAAAACUUUUUCACAAGAAUGAGCGAGCAUUAGAUAAUGAAAUCCAAAAUAAAAUCAUUUUCUUCUAAAGUAGACAAAAUUUUUAAAUUCUUUUUGACUUUGGAUAACAUUCUAAGAGUUUUAAAAGUUUUUUUUAAAGAAUUGUGAAAAUAAAAAGCUUUUUAAAACAAAUAAAUUAAAAAAUGUCUUACAAAAUAUUUUUAUUUAUUUCCUUGGAAUUCAACGAUAAAUCGUAUAAAAAAAUAAUUAAUUUUUUUCUCAUAAGUCCCACAAAAAAUGAGCACUGAUAUGCCCCCAUAUUUUUUGUACGAAAAAUGUUAAUAGAUAACACAUGGAAAGGGGGUGGGAAAAUCCGUCUCUUCCAGACGAAAUGAUAUCCUAAUUAUUGGGAAAUUUCAUUGCUGACCUACUUCCUGUUCUACCGCCACCCCCGCAACUCCCCAAACACCAUCAUUCCUUUAUCAAUUCAACUCCAGAGAAAUUCGCAGAGAUUUCUCUUUUCCUCCUUCUUUGCCCUUUCCCACAAUGCUACAUAUGUGUUAUGUUAUGUAUAGCAGUGGGGGCGCCUGGUGUGGGAAAGCCUCCAUAUGGUGGAGGAAGGCGUGUGUGUGUGUGUGUGUGUUGGAGGAUCAACCUACCGCA